AUGUCAAAUACUCAAACUAUUAUUUAUAAUAACAAUAUACGUUCAGAUAAUCAAGUGUGGAGCUUUAAUAUGAACAAUAACAAUAAUAAUAAGAGUAGUAGUAGUAAUAAUAUUAUGAAUAAUUUGAAUAAUUAUCCAUAUUCACCACCGUUUAAUCCAAGUAAUAAUGGAAUUAGUAAUAAUAUCGUUCCAAAUAAUAAUUCAAAUUCAAAUUUGAGAUUCAUAUCUCCAAUCAAUAAUACUUUCGAUAAUAGUAACAAAAGUGGUAACAAUAGUCCAACUGUUGAUACUAGGUACAGAUCACUGCCGUCUCCAUUACUAAGCACAAAAGAUAGCAAUAACUACAGCAUCAAUAAUAAUAUAUUACAAGGUUAUGAUAAUAAACCAUAUAUACCAACAAUAUUGAGCAACAGUAGUUCUGGAUCUAAUGGCACAGCUGCUCCUGCUCCUGCUCCUGUUAAUAUAAAUAAGCUGCCAUUUUCAUUGCCACCAACUGCUAUUUCAUCAUCACAGAAUCUACAAGUUAAUAAUCCAUUAAAUAACCAUAUUGGAAUGGCUAGGCCACUUAUUACAAAACCAACUAUAAAUAGUCAAAAUAUUGUAAAUCAAAAUGGAAGUCAUAUGCCUUACCAAAAUGGCUAUAAUGAAUUACCUCAUCUACGAAGAACUAUUCCAGAAAUAAUGAACCAGCACCAAGCAUUCAAUAAUUCAAAUGCUAGCAUUAUCGUAACUUCAAAUUCUGCACAGUAUUCAAUGCAAGCUCAGAAAUUCCAUACACAAAUAAUGAAUUCAAAUACAAGAAAAAAUACUCAAGAAACUAUAGCUAAGUCAAUCGCAGAAAAAUACAAAGAUAAACCAAUUUCUGAAUAUGUUCCAAUAGUGAGAAAUUCAGAAAUGGAAUUUUUAAAGUUAAAUUCAAAAACUCAUUCCAAAUCUACAAUUCAGAUUGCUGAACAAAUGCGUAAAAAAGAAAGGCAAGUUUAUGCUUUUAUUUGGUUAAUGCAAAAUUGUGUAUCUGAUGAAACCAGUUUUGUUCCAAGAGGUAGAAUCUUUUCACAAUAUGCUUCAUCAUGUGUACAUAAUUCUUUGAAACCACUAUCACAAGCAUCUUUAGGGAAACUGAUUAGAUCUGUAUUUCCAAAUUUAAAAACAAGAAGAUUAGGUAUGAGAGGUCAAUCUAAAUAUCAUUAUUGCGGUUUGAAACUUGCAAAUGAUACUCAAACUCAAAAUGAGAUAUUGAGUGAUGAAGAUAGUGUUAUUAGUACUGAUAAAAAGUCAAACAUAAUAAUCAGUGGUGCUUCUGAAAAUUUGCCUGGUAGCCCAAUAAAUGGCUCCGAAGAUCCAAAUAAUGAAUCAAAAUUGCAAUAUCUUUCUCCAAAUACUAAAUCUGAUAUGGAUGGUUCAUUUUCAAAUGAUAACAGCUCUUUGGAAAAUGAUGAUAUUUUUUCACCUUCUUCUAAUAAUUCAUCCAAUUCUCCUUCAAGAUAUUGUAAAGAUAAGCAACCAACUAUCACCAAUAAUGAUGAAAUACUAAUAUAUCUUUAUUCAGGUAAUGACUUGCCAUUUGUUAAUGGUAACCUAUACGAUGUAAUUUUCAAUGAUGACGAGGUGAAAUCUUCUAAUUUCAAUCUAAAAUAUCCUCAAAUUCCUUUAGAAUUAUUAAAAGAUGAUAUGGAUAGAGACAUUGUGUCUUCUCUGGAAUCUAUGUAUUAUGCUCAUUGUAAUACAUUGUACCAAAAUAUUCGCUAUUUAAAAUUUGAUGAAAUUGAAAAUUCUUUAUCAAUAUUCAGUUCAGGAUCGAUUUCUCCGCAAAUGUAUAAUUUAUUCAUUUCGAAUAAGUUGAGUGAUUGGGUAGCAGAAUGUGAUAUGAUCGUACAUUCCUAUCUGGUAAAGUUUCUAUCAAGUAUGCUAGUUAAUCACUUCAUUGACCAACAAGAUGGUACUUUGUCGGAACUUUCUUUAAAAAAUCUAGAACAAUUUGCAGAUUCAUAUUCUAAUAUGCUUGAGAAAUCAAUUAUCGAUUUACCAAGAACUACUGCUAAUAAGAAAUUAAAUAUUGCUAAAAUGUUUUCAAGAUUAUUAAAAAAAUUAAUAUCUUUGCUACGGAUAAUUAAAACAUUCAGCACCACAAUCGUUACCAUAAAAGAAAUGGAUGAGGACACAUUAUCUGUGAUUGAUUUUGAUAAUGUAAUGGAUAUUCUUGAUUCAGAUGUUACACCAGAUAGAAGAAUAGAGAUUAGAAAUUUUGUUAUUACUGAAAUGCAAGCUUUCAUCAAUGACAUAAAUAGUGAUAAUAAUGAAACUUCAAAUGCUGAUAAAGGUGAAAUGAUCUUCUCUCGUAUAGCAAAAUCCCUUUGUGAUUUAUUUUCAAAACUAGAGAAUACACCUGUGAUAAAAAUUAUGUGCAAUGCAGUUAGAAUUACGGAUUCAUUGAUGACCGAACUUUCCAUAAAACCUGUUGAUAAUCUUUUGCCAUGGUUUUUAUACAAUACACUGUCACAUCAUUUAUUUUUUAUUUAG
Molecule: messenger RNA, 2520 nt
Organism: Tetrapisispora phaffii CBS 4417
Lineage: Eukaryota; Fungi; Ascomycota; Saccharomycetes; Saccharomycetales; Saccharomycetaceae
Gene: RFX1
Product: Rfx1p
Exons: 1
Coding region: 1-2520 (839 amino acids)
Biological process (GO): regulation of transcription by RNA polymerase II
Molecular function (GO): RNA polymerase II cis-regulatory region sequence-specific DNA binding; DNA-binding transcription factor activity, RNA polymerase II-specific
Source: RefSeq, a predicted model, not a curated record